UCAUAUCAUAUGCAUAUCACAUCGCAUAUGUCACAUUUACAGUUGUAAACAAGAUAAAGGGUUUACGCUUUUACACAAGUUUUACACAGAGAUCUUUUAGAAAAAUUAUAUUCAAAUAAUAGUUAAAACGGUUAAUUUACACAAUAAUUAUGAGUAGAAGAACUCGUCGUCAUGCAGCAGUGCUUGCUUUGAGAAGAUUGACUGAUGAACAUGAAAAUAUAGAUGUUGAUACAGGAUCUCCAGUACCCUUUAGCUUUAGACCAAAGAGGACCAAACCAAAUAAAAAAAGGAAAAGUACGGGUCCAUCUAAGAAAAAUUCGCCUAACACGCCAGUAUCUACAAAGCAUACGCCUACAUUCCAAUGUCUAGAUUCAGACUCUUCUGACAAUGAGGUUUCCAAUGAUCUGAAAAACGAAUUUAUGAAGAACAUCAAAAGUCAGGUUAACAAUUUUUUUAAGGCUGCAAAUUGUUCAGAUGAUGAGGAUGAUGAUAUCAUACAUGUACCUAUAGUAACUACAACCAUUAAACUACCACUUGUUGUCGAUGAUGAUAUACAUGUACCUUUAGAUGACAAUUUAGUCUAUAAACCAACAGUUGAGGAUGUUGAUGCUAUACAUGUAACUAAAGAUACUACAGCCACUAAACCAACAGUUCCCACCAAAUCUUUGUAUGUUCUAUCAGACUCUGAUGAUGAUUGCGGUGUGGUGUCUGCUCCAAACAUUUCAGAUCAGAUAGAGGAAGUUUCACUAGAAGGCGAAAAUAACCCAGAUCCAAAAGCCAGUGAAGAGCAAGAAUUGAUGGAUAUUGUUCAUAACAUAUUAGAUACUGAUACUGUAGAAGUUGAUACUAGUACCACAGAACCAGAUAAUUGGAAUAAAUUACAAAAUAAAGUAAAUGAAGUAAUGGAUAGUAUCAACUCUAUAAUAAGUACCAUAGACGAAGUGAAGGAAAAACCCAAAGAAGAAAAAUCUCCCGUUAAAAGCAAGCCAACUUGUCCUGUCUGUCUCGAAGUCCUGGGUGAUGAGGUUGUUGCUGGUGCGACUCUCUGUGGACAUAUAUUUUGUAUGACGUGUAUCAAAGAAGUAGCUAAGACCUCGAAGAAGUGCCCAACCUGUAGGAAAAAUAUCACUUUAAAGAAAAUUCAUCAGCUGUAUCUUUGAUCAUAUUCGACAUCAUUUUUUAUAUUUGUGAUAAAUUUAAGUUUAAAAAUCAAAAUAAAUAUUUCACAGCUAUUGAAAAUGGUUCUGAACUCGUUAUAAACAUCAUAGCUGCACUGUUGUCAAUUCAAAUGGUUUUUUUCUAAUAAAAGCAAUAAUACUUAAUAAAUUAAAUAAUAGGGUAUUGUUUUUGGAAGACUAAAAUGUUAUAAAUUGUAAUAUCUAGUAAAAAUUUGUUGGAUUUACCCAAAGGUGAAAAUUUGGUACAACAAAUUCCUGUGUUAGCAUUAAUUGAGAGUAUUGAGUAGAACACACAAAAAGAUUAGUUAGAAAACGUUUGCAAAACCUUUUCUUUGAUUAAUUUUUAAAUACAAAAAAUAAUGUGGUCUGAAAGGAAAGAGCGUAGGCGCAAAAUUUCGGGCUAAUGCUUUUUAAAUGCAUUAAUUUUUUUCAAAUCCUGAGAAAACUAAUAAAUUUUUUUGAAAAAUUUAAACGCAGAAUGAAAGCUUACAAUAUUACCGAGGGCCGAAAGUUCCCGAAAGAAACAAAUUUUUUUUUAAUGAGAUAUUUGAAAUUUAAAAUCACACUCAAUUUUGUCUUCUUUUUCACUCCUGUAACUUAUUAAAAUAAACAUAGAAGUUUUCAGUGACUUUCUGCACUCUGUAAUAAUGUAAUCUUUCAUUCUACGUUUAAAAUUUUUCAAAAAUACUUAUUAGUUUUCUCAGAAUUCGAAAAAAAAUGAAUGCAUUUAAAAAUCAUUGGCUUGAAAUUUUGCGCCUACGCUCUUAAGAGGCAUCUUGCACUAAAUAUUUAUUUUAAAUACCUUUAAAUGUGUUUUUAGAGGGUAAUGUAAAAAAAUGGCAACAUUGCAGAAUUUGAGUUCGGAAUAUAUAAUAAGUGAUAUUAAAUAUGCAUUUUCACAUGAUUCUGUAAUUAGAUCUAAAUUGUGUUUUUUUUUUAUAAGUUGAAUCUUCUGCGUUAGACUUUAGGAUUAUUUUAUUAAUUUGACAAAUGGUAAAACAUUUGACAAGUGGUAAAAACAUUUUUACUGGAACAUGCAUUAAAAAGCAUUUUCAAAAUUUCUAUAACUCUAAAAAUAAAUGUUCUAUAAAUUUAA
This is a messenger RNA of Diabrotica virgifera virgifera (western corn rootworm), 2274 nucleotides long. RefSeq lists its product as uncharacterized. The transcript has 2 exons. The record is from RefSeq and is a predicted model, not a curated record. The coding region runs from base 150 to 1160 and encodes 336 amino acids. Lineage: Eukaryota; Metazoa; Arthropoda; Insecta; Coleoptera; Chrysomelidae.